AUGACUUUAGUUCUCGAUAAUGGUGCCUACACAAUAAAAUUAGGACUCGCAGAGAGUGAGCCGCAGGUGUAUUAUAACUGUAUAGGGAGGAUUAAGAAGGAAGUCAUUGUAGCACCAAGAUCAAUAAACGGGGUUAAUGAAGUCAUGAGGCCUCAUGAAAGAGGAGUGUUGGUGGACCCUGGUUUACAGUCAAAAAUAUUUAAGAAAGUACUCAAAGGAUAUGUGUGUUCUGAUCUGGAUUUGGUGAUUUCUUGCCCUGUUUAUACCCCAUUUACAUGUAGAAAGCAACUGGAUGAAAUCGUCUUUGAAGAAUAUGAGUUUAAAAGUGAAAUCAGGGUGCCAUCUGGCUACCAAAGCACUGGAAUUAUUGUAGAUUUAGGUUUCUCUGCAUCCACUGUCAUGCCAUACUUAGACGGAUUUCCUAUCAAUUCUGCGAUCACACGAGUAAAUGUAGGAGGAAAGCUUCUCACGAAUUAUCUAAAAGAACAAAUUUCUUUUAGACAAUACGAUAUGAGGGAUGAAACUUGGCUUGUGAACUUAGUCAAAGAAAAAUUAUGCUCUGUCUCCUCAAAUUUCAUGAAUGAAUUGAAAAUGCUUCAGUAAGUUCUAAGAUUAGAAAAAAUAAAUCACUAGAAAGGCACUAUGUCUUGCCUGAAUUUGGAGAUGAUGGCCACGAACUUCAGCCUGAAGAAUCAAAAGAAGGAAAACAAGUACUUACAAUGGGAAAUUUGAGCAUUGCUGUUCCAGAAGUAUUGUUUAGGCCUUCAGAUAUUGGACUGACUGAUGCAGGGAUAGGAGAAGCUAUUUGGAUGGCGAUGCAAGCUGUGCCGAGUGUUUAUUGGGAAGAUCUUACAAAUAUUUUACUUGUUGGGGGAUCAGCGAAUUUUCCAAAUAUUGAAAACAGAUUUAAGGAUGAGCUGCGGGCUAUUUCUAAUGAUGGAUUGACUUUUAAUUUUAUAAAGCCUGAAAAGUAAGCUCUAAUUAGUCCUUCUUUUUGGAACUGAAAAAGCCUUUCAAAAGUGUCAGAGGUGAGGAAAGGCGUAACGAAGGAAGAAUAUUUUGAGAUGGGCUCAGAAUAUAUUGAUUGGAAAUUCCAGUAUAGUUAA
Blepharisma stoltei is the source of this 1106-nucleotide messenger RNA. NCBI's taxonomy places the organism in Eukaryota, Ciliophora, Heterotrichea, Heterotrichida, Blepharismidae. The record is from the annotation of a GenBank genome assembly.